AUGAAUUUUUCCAAUCGACCAAUAAUAUUUAAAAGAUUGAUAUCCAAUUUCAUACCCAGAUUUGAAUUUCCGAAGUACAAUGUUCCUUUAUCAGAUUUUAAAGGACAUCAGGUGAAAGCUCUUAAGAAAUUCCAAUAUUUAGCCCCUCAGCUGAACAUGGUAAUAGAAUUAAGAGAUAUUCGUGCCCCACUUUCGACUAGAAAUGUUUUAUUUGACAGAUUUUUUCUUGCCGGAAAUCAAAAGAUAAGGCGAUUGAUAGUAUAUACAAAAAAGGAUUUCAUGCCUCAAAAUACUGAAUUAACAGACACAUUAACUAGGUGGCACAAAGAAAUGAGUGAAAACUUUAUAAUUUUAGAUGGUAAGUCUGUUAAAGACACGAGGAACCUGAUGAAAGUUAUCCAAUGGGAAAGCGAUAAACUGAUGAAAGAUGAUGUGCCGCUCCCUAUGGGGUAUAGAAUAUUAGUCACAGGUAUGCCAAAUGUUGGAAAGUCUACGUUAGUUAAUUCCCUAAGAUAUAUCAAUUUUGGUAAGAAAGAUAAUACCACAAAAAGGAGGAAAGUAAGCAAAACAGGAAAUGAGGCAGGUGUCACUAGAAGUACCAGUGAAAUUAUUAGAAUUUCAAAAGAAGAUUCAGUUCAAGGUAUAUAUUUAAUUGAUUCUCCAGGUAUAGGGUUACCAGGACGUGUCAGCAGUCAAUCCCGAAUGUUAGCUCAAGCUCUUUGUGGAUGUGUUAAGGAAACACUGAUUGAUCCAGUUGCGCAAGCUGACUACUUGUUGUUUCUAAUGAACUUACAAAAACCGAAAAAUAAUGUUGAUUGGUAUCCUGAUAAUCAAACAAAGCCAACAAAUGAUAUUUACUCUGUAUUCAGACGGAUGUUUGAUAUGAAAAAGAUUAGUGAUACUACUGCCGCUAUAUCUUGGAUUAAUCAAUGGAAAAGGAAAGGUAAAAAUAUUUUAUUUGAUGUUGAGCCACUACUCACUCCAGAUGAGUUCUCUUAUAAAGAGUAUUUACUCAAUGAUUUGAAAAAAAUUGAAACAUACAAAUUAGAAAAUGAUAAAUUAAAUAUUAAGGGGUCCUCGAAACAAAUAUUCAUUUAA
Messenger RNA from Maudiozyma saulgeensis, 1098 nucleotides. The record is from the annotation of a GenBank genome assembly. NCBI's taxonomy places the organism in Eukaryota, Fungi, Ascomycota, Saccharomycetes, Saccharomycetales, Saccharomycetaceae.